ACAUGUCUAAUUUUCAGGAACCUGGAGAUAAUCACGUAGACCAAAGCAGGUUUACAUAUAUUCAGCUGCUGUCAGUCAGCUUGUUCAGUCUGUGGCGGGACGACAGCGAGUAGAGAAGAGAACUCUGGGAAAUAAACGAGGCUUGUAGGUCAGAAAGAAAGACAUGCAGUCAAUAUUUGGAAAAAAUGGAUCAGAGACUCCUGAGCCAGUGAAAGCUCAAGUGAAAGGCUCCAUCCCGUCAUGGCUGCAGGGAACUUUGCUCAGGAAUGGACCUGGUCUUUUCUCCGUGGGCAGUUCCGAGUACAACCACUGGUUUGACGGCAUGUCGCUCAUCCACAGCUUCACCUUCAGCGAGGGUGAGGUGACUUACAGAAGUAAGUUUCUGAAGAGCGACACCUACAAGCGAAACAUCAAGGCCGACAGGAUCAUCGUAACCGAGUUUGGAACCAUGGUCUACCCAGAUCCCUGCAAAAACAUCUUCGCCAGGGCAUUCACACACCUCUGCAACAUCAUCCCAGACUUCACCGACAACAACUUGAUCAACAUCAUUCGCUACGGUCAGGACUACUACGCCUCCUCCGAGAUCAACUACAUUAACCAGAUCGACCCUGUUACUCUGGAAACUGUCGGCAGGAUAAACUACAGGAACCACAUCGCUCUUAACUUGGCAACGGCUCAUCCUCACUAUGACAGCGAGGGCAACACCUACAACAUGGGCACCGCCAUCAUGGGCUUCGGUUGGCCUAAAUACGUCAUCUUCAAAGUCCCAGCAGACGCAUCAGACAAGGAGCAUAAAAGGCCGGCGUUGAGGAAAGUGCAGCAGGUCUGUUCGAUUCCGUUUCGAUCCACUCUGUUCCCGAGCUACUUCCACAGCUUCGGCAUGACCGAGAACUACAUUAUUUUUGUGGAGCAGCCCUUGAAGCUGGACAUCGUCAAACUAGCCACCGCCUACUUCAGAGGAGUCAACUGGGGGAGCUGCCUCAAAUUCGACAAGGAUGACAUUACACUGUUUCACGUCAUCAACAGAAACACAGGAAAGAAGGUGAGCACCCGUUUCUAUGCCGACGCAUUGGUGGUUUUCCACCACAUCAACGCCUACGAGGCCGACAACCAUGUGGUGUUCGACCUGAUCGGCUACAAAGACAGCAACCUGUACGACAUGUUCUACAUCCAAAACAUGAAACAAGAAACCGACAGCUUCAUCGACUCCAACAAGAAAUUCUCCCCACCGGUCUGCCAGAGAUUUGUUCUGCCGCUCAGCAUCCACAAGGAAUCUCCCAGAGGAACCAACCUAGUGACACUGACGGACACGACAGCUCAGGCGGUGGUGCAGGAGGACGGAUCCGUCUACUGCCAGCCCGACGCUCUAUUCGAAGGGCUGGAGCUCCCGGGGAUCAACUACAAUUUCAAUGCUAAAAAGUACAGAUACUUCUAUGGUUCCAGGGUGAAGUGGUCUCCUCAUUCCAACAAGAUCGCCAAGAUCGACAUUGUCACCAGGGAACACAUCGAGUGGCAGCAGGAGAACUGCUACCCCUCAGAACCGGUAUUCGUCGCGUCUCCAGGAGCCGUGGAGGAAGACGACGGAGUGAUCUUGUCAUCCAUCAUCUCUCCAGAUCCAAACAUUUCUCCGUUCAUGCUUGUCCUCAACGCCAAAAACUUUGAGGAGAUCGCCCGGGCCUCCAUCCCUGCUAGUGUCCACAUGGACCUUCACGGACAUUUCAUCUCUGCUGCCAUUUAGCCACCAACAACCGACCAAUCAGCUAGCUAAUUAUUUAUUUCUUCAUGUAAAUAUUUUGUUUCUGUGUAAAUACAUUCUUUAUGCACUUUAAAAAAACUGAGGUGAAUAUUUAACACAGUUCUGUAAGAUAACUUAUGAAAGCCUCCUUCCUGAUACUGAGAGGAUGGACAGAGGACAGAGAAAAAGAUCUUUAAAACUACAGAUCUUGCAGGGUGUCAAGGGAAAACUGUUUCUGUGUUGCUCUGAAUGAAUAAAGAUCAGGCAGCAGAUACGUUUUUGUAUGAGAUACUCAAUUAAACCGACCAAAACCAUUUCUAAUUGUUGAAAUAGUUUGAAAUUCACAUUUUUUCUGUAUAUAUAGAUGUGGAGUUUUAGAAUACAAGUUUGUAUAUUU
Messenger RNA from Lates calcarifer (barramundi perch), 2132 nucleotides. It is a transcript of the gene bco1l, whose product is annotated as beta-carotene oxygenase 1, like. Gene Ontology annotation, molecular function: beta-carotene 15,15'-dioxygenase activity; carotenoid dioxygenase activity. The record is from RefSeq and is a predicted model, not a curated record. NCBI's taxonomy places the organism in Eukaryota, Metazoa, Chordata, Actinopteri, Centropomidae. Gene Ontology annotation, biological process: carotene catabolic process; retinal metabolic process.